AUGAAAGGUUAUAGGAUCUAUAUUCCAGAAGAAAGAAGAGUAGUAGAAACUAUUCAUGCUAGUUUUGACGAGACGAAAAAUGGAGUAGAGACAUUAUUUGGGAAGAAUAAGAAGUGUGAAUACGUAAGAUACAAAGACUGCUACCUAGAACAAGUGUUAGACAAUAACGAAGAAACUGUUACAAAGAAAGAAGAAAUGCUACCAAUAAAAAUUGAAGAGUGGCAAAGAGUUGAAGCACCAAGAAAAUUAAGUUCAAGAAUAGAUGUUUACUAUUACCCACCUUCAAGCAAAGAGAGACUUCGAUCAACUAUGAACGUAGAACGAUUUUGUGCUAAGAACGGAUUAAAGUUCCAACCAGAACUAUUUUCAUUUAAGUCGACAAGUCCAAAGCAAGAAGAUAGCGGAGAUUCAUCGUCGGAUUGUGUAGUUCAAGAUUUCGAAGAUAUUUUUGAAGACGAAGUAUACAACUUGGAAUCGCCUAGAACGUACGAGGAAACUCAAGAAUCUGCCGACAAGGAUAAGUGGAAUAAAUCCAUGGAAGAUGAAAUUCAAAUGAUGAAAAAUCGUAAAGUAUGGGAUUUAGUUGAACCUCCAGAAAGUGCCAAAAUCAUCGGAAGCAGAUGGGUGUAUAAUGUGAAGCGAGAUGAUAAAAACCAGAUAAAGAAAUUCAAGUCCCGGCUG
This is a messenger RNA of Parasteatoda tepidariorum (common house spider), 681 nucleotides long. The record is from RefSeq and is a predicted model, not a curated record. Lineage: Eukaryota; Metazoa; Arthropoda; Arachnida; Araneae; Theridiidae.